GUGUGGAAAAGGUCCGCGGUCCGAUUUAGGGCCGGCCGCCUUUUGCGCUGUGUAAUGUUGGCUCCCCCGGAUCGCCUGAUCGUUCUUUGGGGGCGCUGGCGAUUAAGCUAUGAUAGAUGAGGCGCGUACGCGGGCGCCCUGCUUUUUUUCUAGCUGCAGGGGCCGUCUUUGGCAGAUCCUUCCCCUGUGCGCUCUACGGGUUUGCUCCCUCUCGGAAGGGGGCGCCGCGCGACCCACGUGGCAUUGCCGGGCCUGGGGCGUCGUUCGUAAGUAUUUUACCGCAGCCGAAACUAGUGGGUGCCGAACGCACGCGGGCCCCCUUCUGCCGGCGGUGGGCAGGAAGUGUGCGUUCUGUCCGUGGCAGCCGUCUAGCUGCCGCGCUGUGUUUUCUGUUUCUUGGCUCCCACCGAGAAAAGGAUGCGCGCCGGCGCAUAAGAGAGUGCUGCUCCGCGGAAGAGUUGGCCGGCUGAAUGCCAUUGUCUUGGUUCUCUCUGAGAGACGAGCUUUGAAAAUACAAACACCCACCGUUUCCCUUUUGCAUGGUCGUGGUCCACGUCAUGUUCGUCCCUUGAGGACGAUGAUCGGGUAGUACAGCAUCGAAAACAAAACGAAAAAACAAGAAGACCAAGAUGGUUUCCUCAAAUAAUUAUCUCCACACGCCGGCGGUUGAGGUGCUUUUCGCCGACAUUGUCACAACAGAUGAGAUAUGCACUGCAAAAGCAUCGUACUCGUAUUGCGAUCCGGCAUAUACAAAUCUGUUUCUUGAGGUAAAUCAGCAUUACAAAUUUUAUUUCUCAUGCUGAGGAAAUUUGUAAUGCAUUUAUUUUUAUAUAUACGAGUGCGAUACUUUUGCAAUGCAUAUGAGAAGGUUCCGGAGGAGCUGGGCCCUUUGUUGAAAGUUGACAUCAACGUGGAGAUUCCGCUUAUGGGAGUGUCAGGGUCGAAACCGACAAAGUUGAAAUAAUUUGUGAUGCAUAAAACGGAUACCAGUUGGCGCCCAGUUUUCGAUUGGCCCAUGACAAAUUUGGGCACAGCCUAAAUCCAGUUUGUCAUGCUGUUUCGGUAAGGAAGACGCCUUUUGUCAUGCUACUUUAGCAGCUCUAUUUCUACUCCUCAACAGGCUCCUUGCAGUCUGCCUUACUUGCCUACUCUGCAAGACAGGCACGUUGUGGGUUGCAUUCUAUGCAUUACAAGUUUGCCCUCUUUUCAAUUUCGGUCCUGACGCUUCCAUACCGCUUUGCGAUCUGGUGGAAGCGGUGGUCGGGAGCAUUUCCGUAUCAAAUGUAAAAAUGUCUGGGUCUGGAAGAUUCUGACACUUGUCAUGCACGUUUUGGAUGAACCCUGAUGUCUGUGAUGCAUGCCCUAGCAGCACAGAUUUUUUGAGAGCUUCUUGAUGCCUAUUCCGCAUGACAAACGCCCUCUCCGCGUAGCAAGAAUUACAUUCCCUUUGGCACUCAUGCAAUACAGAUUUUUUUGGAAUCCAAAUGCAGCAUUACAUACAAGUUGGAUUCUUCCAGACCCAGACAUUUUUACAUUUGAUAUUCCGGUGGGGAAGAGCUUCUCGAUGUGAACGACGAAGUAGAGUUUUGCUCUGAUGCAGAAUUAGCGAACGAGAAUUAUAACGGCGGGAACAACAAGAACAACAUCGAGCAGCAGCAAAAGUUUUCGGCAGGGCAGCAAUUAUACGGUACCGCCCAGCACGAAUUGGAAUUGCAUGAUGGUCAACACCUGCAAGAGAAUUAUGAGCAGCAAAAUUACGAUGAGUACGGAGACGGACGACCAAUCGAUAGUGAUCCACAGUACACCCAAGAUGGGGACGAAAGCAAUUUCGAGCAAGUAGGUGCUGCUGGUCGUGUACCAGUGCACCUGCACCAACCCUACCCCAUCGCGGCGGGACAUCAACACUUGGGGAGGGGGGUAAAAUCAUGUUUUUUGGUGGUUUUCUUCGCCCAUGGUGCCGCCGUGGUAAAAAGCGUUACAACCUAGCGCCGCUUGCAUGGCGAACGCAGGUUGACGCGAUGGCGAAAGCGAGAACUUCCGCCCGCGCCCCCGCCCUGCCAAAAAGUGUUACACUCCAGGGCCCAUGGUAUGCUCGGCCGAGCUUUCCGCCGUGCGCUCCGGUUGCUAGCUUGCAAAGCACGCCGCGCCCGCUGGCGCCGCCGGCCUUGGCGCGGUCCCCUCGCUCGCCCCGGUGGCCCAUGGCGUUCGUGAUUUCCACCGGUGCGCCGCGGCCGCCCCAGGCCCGUCGGUUGCGCCGGCCAACCGCCAGGGGCGGGCGCCGACGAGCUGCGCACGCGGGUGCGCCGGGCUAUUCUCAAUAAAGAAAAGUUCAAACCAGCGCGCCACCCCUAGCGCCCACCGCCGCCCGCCCGGGCGCGGGCGCGCGCCUCCUCCGUGUGGCCUGCCGUCCUUUUGUGAGUGGGUAUUCGGUCUUUUCGGCAUUGGCCGGCCGCACGGGGCCGGGCGGCUUCUCGCCGAUUGACUAGCGGCAGGCGCGUUGGUUUUCGUUUCUAGGCAUAACGAAAAAGCAGCGAGGGCGGCACCCAAAACAAUCGGCGCCCGGUCUGAAUCUCGACAAUAGGCAUCUAUCGUUGGGGCGUCCAAUUGUCGGGAUUCAGAGCGAGCUUUGAUUUCAAAGCAGGCCGGUUUUAGUUUCUGGCACUAAACAGGAAAAACAAUGUGAAAAUGCACAAAAAGCGUCGCACCGUGCCACAGCUUGUCUUCCUGUUGCUAGUUUCAAAGCUGGCCGGCGGCACAGGUGCGCUGGCUCACAGAACCGCUCACGUUGAAGCUGCCGCGGCCCUCUCGAAUAUGGGCCGCGCAAGUCUUUGGCAACUUCUUUGCAAGUUUCCACCUCCAUAAAAUUGGGGGUCCGUUCCACCUGCACCAACCCUACCCCAUCGCGGCGGGACAUCAACACGCCUCGCGUCUGUGUCGUUCCUGUCGCUCGCGCUUCCGCGCCUCCACGCCGGUGUCAAGUUGGGCUAGAUACCUUCUUGGCCCCGCAGAGGGAGACCAUACCACGCCAGCCAGAAAAGAAUCUCUCGUUUUUUUUGUGAGCCGCUGAGAUUUUUUCGAUCUAGUGGCACAAGCCGAGCGCGCCUCCGUGCCGCUGUCCCGUUCGCUGCUCAGUAAGGGCGUUUACCUUCGGGAGGUGCAAGGCUUGCGUGCUCAAAUUAGUUGUGAUGCCCAGCCGUCUGCUUGGAUGCGCUGCAGACAAGUACACGGGCCGGCGCUGCGCAAUUGUUUUGCCACACCAAGCAGAGACCGCCGACCCAGUUUUUUUCGCGAACUGGACGCGCAGCAGACAAUUUUACUUGGACCCGAUUUAACCGCGCAUCUGCAGGCGCCACACCGGGCGCCGGAAACAGAGAAAAACUGCAAAUAGCUCGGGGCACAGAGUUAAAUGAGAAAAUUCCGCGAUUUCCGCCCCUGAGUAAAAUGAGUUAAAUGAGUAAAAUGAGAAAAAAGUGGAAAAAAAUCAAAAGUCGCAAAACCAACGGCAAAACGCCUGUACGCUCGCUGCGCCCUGCCGCGCAAAUUAACUGUUUUUUUUCUCCUCCGGGUGGCGGAAAAAAAAUACUAAAAAACUGAAAUUAAAUCCAGCCGGGCAGAGCCGUAUUUUACUCACAAUCGCGGAAAUUUAAUCGGGCUGCAAUUUUUUUGGGUUUCGCGCGGCGUAUUUUUUUUUCUAUGCGCUUUUGCUUGCCCAGUGAAAGCCACAAAAAAAAUUUGGCGCCGCCGCGCAAACCAACAGGCACGACAAAAACGCGCAUCGCUCAGGGCCCUGCUCCGGGCAGCCGAGGGGGCAGACCCAGGCGUCGAAGCCUGGUAGCCAUUUCCGGGGCCGGUGGCCGCGCACCCAUUUGGCCGCGCGUGCGGGCUAGUAUGUAAUGGGGCCGGGUGAGAGAGGUGCUGUCGCAGAGUUUGGUGCGUCCUGUGUCUCCAGCAGCCCACAACUAACACCAUACCGCGACGCCUUGGCACCUGCGAGAAACGAGCGCGCACUGCCUUGGCCCCUUCAUGAAGGAAAAGACGUCUGGGCGGCCUUGGGGGCGGCAGUUUGGCACAACAGAACGCUUCUCAAUAGCCGGGGGCGGAAAGUGUGUUGCCAUAUUGUCGCCAUCACUUUUCAUGGGAGCCCGCUUUUCGUUGCCGAAAAAAAAUACUCACUUAAUCAAAUUUACUUUUCUUGGGAAUCUGGACCUCUUGACAGUGCACCUGCACCAACCCUACCCCAUCGCGGCGGGACAUCAACACGAGCCGGUGUUCAUUUCUGAGGAGAAUCAGCUGAACGCCACGACUGGGCAGCAGGUGCAGGAGUCAAGAAAUAAGCUUUCGCCGCCACCAGCACUGGACGCGGAUGUUGACCACGACACACCUUCCCGCGGCGCUGCGACUGGCGAGGUUGUUGAAAAUACGGUAUUAUAUAUCACAAGAAAAAUAAUUAAGUGUUAACGUUACCGGUUUUAUUCACAGAUUGCAGUCAUGCAUCACAAGUGUAGCCCAACAUACAUGCUAUGCAUUACACAUUUUUUCAUGUUUUGUGAUGCAUUGGUGCAUCACAAAUUCCGUUAACGUUAACACUUUUUGCUGUGAUAUUGUAUCCCCGGGAAUUGCAGAUCCCGAUUCCGCAGGACGUAGCGGUGAUACAGCGGGAGUUAUUUUUGCAAGAACAGUACCAAGAAGUAUCAAAUGCAAAAAUGUCUGGGUAUGGAAGACGAAGAUUCCGAAAUUUGUCAUGCUAGUCCGGCAUGGCUCUGAACUCUGUAAGUAUUGCGUGGCCCCCGCGACGAGCUCCUAACUCUCUGUCAUGCAAAAACGCAGUUUCUCAUGCGGAAUACGCAACUCAGAACCAUGAAAGAGACUUGUCAUGCUUGUUAGCAGCGCAUUACAUUGAGCUCACUAUUCCCUUCUUUGCAUCACAAGUUUCCAGAACCAGACAUUUUUGCAUUUGAUACCAAGAGGACGGAAGCAAUUUCGAGCAAGGUGCUGCUGGUCGUUAUCCUGAGUAAAAACGUACCCACACCAGAGUCAAGAUGGGGAAUCGGCUAGACAAAUCCACAAGUUUUGUCUGUUUUGCAUGACAAAUUUGGAUUCGUAGUAUAGUGCUGUUUGAGCUAGCUCAGCAGCAUCACAGAUCUAGCAUACCAUGCUGAUUGGAGCAUGACAAGUUGCAAAACACGACUAGAAAAUGCUUCUCAUGGAGCUCAGCAUGAGAAACAUUUUCAGCAUGCAGAUUUGCAUUACAACUCUGGCGUGGGUACGUUUUUACUCAGGAUAGUCGUGUACCAGUGCACCUGCACCAACCCUACCCCAUCGCGGCGGGACAUCAACACGAGCCGGUGUUCGUUUCCGAAGAGGAUCAGCAUUCGCCGCCACCGGCACUUCAAGCGGAUGUUGACAACACACCUUCCCACGCCGCUACAGCUGGCGAGGUUGAAAAUAGUGCGGUAUUAUAUAAUCCCCGGGAAUUACAGAUCCCGAUUCCGCAGGACGUGGCGGUUAAUAUACAGCGGGAGUUAUUUUUGGACGAACAGGGAACAAGCGAUCGCACGAACAGCUCGAGCAGCGGGAAUCCAGCAGGCUUGGCGUCGUCGUGUCCAUCGAUGACGAAUAACACAAGAACUUCAUCCUCCACUUCCUCCUCUUCUGCCACUGUUUCAACAGACGGGAAAACAAGAAUAAAUGGUCUGUCUGUGUCUGGAAAUCCGACAAGUGCAGCAGCAGCUGAGCGUGGAGAUGAUCCUAUCAACUCCCUCCAGUUGCAAGCGCAGCGGGAGACUACUACACGGGUGCGCGAAGGAGGUUAUGAUCUUCAAGACGGAAGGGAAAUCGGAGUGGAGGAUGCAGCUGACAAGGACGACUUGUCGCUCACAAGCACGCCAAUACAGCCACGGGAGCUGGUCAUCCCGGAUCCAACGAAAUCGCUGCCAGCCGCUAGCAGUUUGAUAGCAGCGAGGGCUGGGGCAAUCAUGAAAACUGACAACAAAAAGCAGGAGAUCAUGCCAAGAAGCACUUCUCGGGGCACAAAAACUUCUACUGCGCCCGACCCAACAACAAACCGCGGCGAGAAUUGUAGUUCUGAGAAAAAUGCUCAUGCUGUGAGUUCAUCUGGUGCAGCAGCUUCACAUCACGUGCCACUGCAGCUUCCGCCAGAUUUGCUGUCGGUCUCAGAUAAACACACAGGAGAACGUAUCGUGAGUAAAAACGUCCCCACACCAGAGUUGCAAUGCAAAUCUGCAUGCUGAAAAUGUUUCUCAUGCGGAGACCCAUGAGAAGCAGUCUCUAGUCGUGUUGUGGGAUUUGUGAUGCUAGAAUCAGCAUGGUAUGCUAGAUCUGUGAUGCUGCUGAACAAGCUAAACAGGAUUACACUGCGAGGCCAAACUUGUCAUGCGCAGCAGCAAAAGCUGGCAGAUUUGUCUAGCAGAUUUCCCAGCUUGACUCUGGUGUGGGGACGUUUUUCCUCAGGGUAGAACGAGCUGAGGGAAUAACAACCGAAGCAUCCUCCAGUAGUUCCACCUGCUCUGCUAGCACUACUGAUGAUCAUCUUCACGGCGAGAAUGUUCAGCGGGAGAACUCGAUGAGCACCAGGACGCAUCUGGUACUUAAAUAGAGAAAAAGUUUUUGAUGUUGUAUGCAUCGAUAAAGAUGCUUCUCCGAGCCUGUGCUGCAUGGCAGAGCCUCCUCCUGAUGAAACGAAGUAAGUACUUCUAGCGCAUGACAAACAUGAACAAAGUGAAACUCCAAAUAAACCUGAAAUUUUUUCCCAAGGUGCCCUUCUUCUCGCGCACCCUGCACACGGAGCCGAUCCUCGCUAUGGCGUGUAUGAGAGUUGUGCACAACUCCCCCUCCUCCUCGUUUGUCAUGCAGAAUCCGAAGUCCUAUCGUUGCGUUGUGGCACGGUCUGCAUGACAAAUUCCGGGAUCUGAAACAGUACUAGCGUAGGUUCAGCAACUUGUCAUGCACUGGAUCCACGUGUGCUGGUGUUUGUAUUGGUAUUCAUGCCGCGCUGCAAAUGGAAAUGAGGGGGAGGGGGAGUUGUGCACUCCCAUUGCGUGCAGCAGCGAUUUACUCUCCUACAACUUGCCGGAAAUAAGAAGAAGUGCUUCCAAUGCAGAAGAAGUAGACGAAAGAACGUCUAGAACAGGAGAGCAAGACACAAAAACUAAUGGCGAAAAUCACACACAGACUCAGACCAACGACUCUGUCUACAUCGUCGUGGGCGGCAAGAACGGGCUUUUGCUCAUGACGAAAAUCGAAAAAAUCUUCUCGAACGACAUCCACGUGCCGCAAUCGGGCGACUUCGAAAAGGAUUUCACGAAGUUUGUCGGGCACGAGAGGACGAUUACGAAAGUGCAAUUUGUCGCCGCGAGUAGCAUGACAAAUGUUGCCAGAGCCACCAACUCAUCUUCCUGUCAGAAGCAGCAGCUGCUCGACAAGGAGCAACUGCGGUUGAUUUCCGUGGCAACGGACCGGCAGAUCCGAAUUUGGUCCUGCGCCACCGGGGAGUGCCUGCAGAUCCACCUGGACUGGGGUAUGAUGCUCGGGACGGCGAUCAUUUUGCCGAACAGCAGCUUCCUGAUGUACGCAAGCAGCAACCAGAAGCUACAGGUAGUGCUUUUGUUGCGAUGCUCAUGUAAUGUUGAUGCAAUAUGCUUACGUCAACUUGUUGUUUGUUGCGAUCUUCAUGUUAUGUCUCGUAAAUCAAUAUCUUUUUGAACAGAAUUCAGAGUGGCGCCUCCACCUAGCAGCGCAAGUGAAUUUCUGGUUGAACUUUCCUGGAAAUAAGAAUCAUUGUGCAAAGUACAUGUACAACUCGCAUCCAUUUCUGUACCCAGGUUGUCGACAUCUCCAAGGGUAGUCGUAGCGGUGGGAGUUGUACUAGCAGCACCGAAAGAGGAGCAGGAGCACAAGUCACGACGACAACGACCGCGAGCGCCGCUUCGGGUUCUUGUGAAAACAAACCAAAUACUGCUGCUGAAAUGAAAAAAAACGAGUCCACUUUUCCCCUGGUCCAGGUGUUGCCGUGCGAUUACGAAACUUGGUGUCUCUGCCACGACCACCAAGCGGCGGUUGUGGCGGGAACGAAGAAUGGCUGUUUGAGGGUUUUAGAGAUCGGGAACGGAGAGGAGGAUGGGGGGAGGGACUGGGAAGAGGAAAACGCCCGGUAUUUUUCCCUUACAAAGUGACGACUCAUCUCAAGCCUGCCACGACGUCAUUAUCAUGCAGCUGCAGCAUGAUCCGGAUUGGCAUUUUCGAUAUCUUCGUUUUUUUGUUUUGAAGUGGUCUCGUCUCUUAAUAUCCAGUACUCUAAUCGGAGGUGGUGUCUCGAUCACUUAUCAAAUCGUGCUGAACAUUCCACUACCAAACUAGGUCGACGUCCUCCCCACAUCCAAGUAACGACCCCUCGACAACCGCCGCUCUUACCGUGAAAAAUUCUUUCCGGUUCCCCAUGUGCGGGUCGAACCGCGGCGCACCGGUGACCUGGUAUUGUGAGGAAAAAUGCCCCCAGCCCAGAGCUUGGGAGCAUUUGUAUCGCAGGCGUUUCGAAUGGAAACAUUCGCCUUCUUAGAUGUAUCAGCAUCACAGAUUUCCAAUCGCGAGCAGCAAAAAUGUGUAUCGCAAAAGAUUCCAGCAAGAGCUGCGUUUGUCAUGCAAGCGGUGCUAUUAAAUACGACUCGACUAGACCCCGCAUCAGAAAGAUUCAUAGCUCCUUUCAUGCAUGACAAAAAGUUUUCAUUUGGAAACUUCGCAUCACAAAUUAUUGCAAUUUUCGGGGUGGGGGCAUUUUUCACUGUGAUACCUGGAUGACCUUCAUCAGGACCGGUUUUGUUGUCUCCUUGGCGAUAUGCAUCGCAAAAGUGUAUUAAUCGCACUAGUACACGUUGCAUUUUCACAUGCAUAAGAUAAAGAUACCGUUUGUCGUGCGUAUUCAGGUGAGAAGGUAUCUAUGGUAGAAUUUUCAUGCAGUAUGAGUAUCGCAAUGCCCAUGGCGACGAGUCGUGCGCUAGUACUUUUGCACAGGAUUGGCGAACGGUGUGGUGAAUGUGGUGGACUGCAUUUAUAGCGGAGGAUAUGCAAGAAAAAAACUGUGUAAGUGUAACUCUGUAAUGCAGAACAUGCAACAGAGGCACGUCUGUCAUGCCAGACAGCCAAAAGGUCCUCUUUUCAUGUGUGUUUUCCCUUACAAACCACACAUGACAGGUUUUUUCUGUCAUGUAGAGCAAAUUUGUGAUGCUGUCAUCCAAAGAAAGUUACACUAACACUUUUUUUUUCUUGGAUAGAGGAGGAUCUUCAUCGCCUUGUUCAUCAACCUCAGGAUCGGGAACCGCAGUAAAAAUACCAUUACCUCCGGGAAGUAGAAGUAGGAAGAGGUUAUGACAAUGCACAACUCCCCCUCGUCCCGCUCAUUUGUCAUGCAAAAUAACCAAUCCACCCAUUGCCUCUUGGCACUGUUUGCAUGACAAGUUCUGGUAGCCCAAAUACCACUACACUCCAGUGCAAAUUUGUCAUGCAAAACCGCCAUUCUUGCUGAUGCUUGUACUGCCGUUCAUGCUAUGCAAAUGAGGGGGAGGGGGAGUUGUGCACUGUCAUAAAGGUUGGAAAGAAUGCAGAUUCGAACCAGUGUGAAAACGGAACAACCCACGAGACCCGUACCGCUCAAAAACUGUUUUGUGCCGAGGUACACAUCAAAGACCGAACAAAAAUUUUUAGGGCACAGUGGUGUUGUCGGAGCAAAAAGUGAGUCGAACAUUAGCAACACAGACGAGGAGGGCGAGAAAGCACCUCCAGAAGCACAACAAGAAGAAAAAACUGUUCUUGCCAUUGCCACAACUACCGAGUCGUCUUCCGGCACGGCCCAUCUUCCACCAGAUGUGGAAAGCAGCGCUACCACCUCGUCUUCCGCGUCAUCAUGCGGUAACGCCGUGGACCUCCACGGGGAAAAAAUAAAACAAGCCACUUCAACUACAUCCGGAGAGCCGGAAGCUCGGCCGGAGGUAGUCGAGACGAAUGUAGGAGCGGUUGUACAAGAGGGGAAAGGAAAAAAUCCUGAGGCCGUUGAGCAGGUAUCUUAAUAUCGUUCAGAUUUUUUGCAGCAAAAAUUUUGCUGCUUUUGGUUUUGGUUUCGAUAGUCAGUGCAUUGGGAAAGGCGCCGGUGCGUAGGCUUGUUACUGCACUUAAUAUGCAACACUUCAGUGAAGAACAAGAUUUUUAGCAGCUGUCGUAGGAGCACCAGAGCGGACUUGCGAUUCUACUGUGACACCGGUUUCUUGUUUAACUAUCUCUUUGAUCGCAGCUUUUGAAAAUCAAAAUAACGCGUUUAGAAAUGAUAACGUGCAGGUGGCGGCUGUCGUUUCCGAAAGAACAUCUUCGCCCGGCGCGCUUGCAGCGGAGGAGCAUCUUUUUCGCGGUGAGAAUACUGCCGAGGAGGAGGAAGUUGUGCUUCUGGAGGAUGCAUAUACAUUGCAAAUGCGUCUGGGUCUGGAAGAAUGCAAACUUGUCAUGCAUAUUUUACAUCCUCCAUGAGGUCUGAAAUGCAGGACCUAGCAUGACAAGUUCUGCGAAAUCUCGAUCAUGUCCAUCCUGCAUGACAAUCUGCCUCUGAACUUGUUCAAAAGUGGACAGCUUUUCGUAAUCAUGCAACACAAAUUUUUGUAAAAUCCAGACUUCGCAUGACAAGUUGCAAUCUUCCAGACCCGGACACAUUCGCAAUUGAUAACGCACCAAGCUGCAAGACCGCGGACGACCGCCGGCGCGUCGGGACCAGCGCGAGCGGUUCUGGAACUAGUAGCUGUAGCAGCUCGAAUUACAGUAACAGGGACAUGAUUUCCAGAACGCCCCGGCCUUUUGUGACCAGCGAGACCACGUUGAACAAGGAGAUGUCCUCAGCACCACCACCAGCGCCGGGCAGCAGUGCAGCUACUACUAUUGCGACAUCAAAAAUAGGCACCGCCUCGUCCAAACAAGGACGAGAGCAGCUGCCACAGCCAACUUCUGCUACAACUGGGGCACCUGUGGUGGAGGUGGUUCACGAGCAGUCUAGUUCUUCGUCUUCAGGUGCUUUACCUGGAGAGGGCGACCUCCACACAAAAACUGGUUCUUCAUCUGUGGAUUGUUUACAACCAGCUACGUCGAAACAAUAUGCAUUGCAAAAGUAUCGUACUCGUAUAAAUGCAUUACAAACAAGGUCCGAGCACGGGGACAGAGUCCCCGUGCGGCGACCUUCCGGCAUUUGUCUGCGCCGCGCUAUGGCACUGGGCAGGCAGGUCGCCUGCAGCUAGGUAUCUCGGUGCGCCUUGCAUUCACUGACCCGCGACGGGCCUGCGCACGCGGCCCCCUUGCUUGCGCGCACUAGAUUCUUUCAUUAGCCUGCCGCGCGCAAAGAUAAAAGAAAAGAAGAAACUGGCGCGCGCCGGGUCUGGAGCCGGCCCCGCGCGCCCUAGGUCAUGACGCGGCGACAGAGUCCCCACACUGCCCUAGGGCUUUUCUAUGCCCCCUCCAUCCUUGGCCACGCGGUGUGGCGUCCGGGGAGUGUCCGUAGCUAGCCCCUAGGCCAUGACGCGGGGACCGAGUCCCCGCGCUGGCCUAGGGCUUUCGCCCCUUGGCCGCAAGGUGCCCGGGAAGCGCCCACAGCUGGCCCCUAGGCCAUGACGCGGGGACCGGGUCCCCGCGCUGGCCUAGGGCUUUCGCCCCUGCCUUGGCCACACCGCGUCCGGGAAACGCCAACAGCUGGCCCCUAGGCCAUGACGCGGGGGCCGAGUCCCCGCGCUGGCCUAGGACUUUCGCCCCUUGGCCACACGGUGAUCGGGAAGCGCUCAAAGCUGUCCCCUAGGCCAUGACGCGAGGACCGAGUCCCCGCGCUGGCCUAGGGCUUUCGCCCCUUGGCCGCACGGCCUCGCGUGACAGACUGGACUUCGGGCCCAAACCUCACAUGGCAAAGUCCGAAAGUUUGGCCGGGGUGUGUCCGAAAGUCUGCCCGGGGUGUGUCUGAAAGUCUGCCCGGGGUGUGUCUGGGGUAUGUUCGGACUUUUUGCCUGGGGUAUGUUCGGGGGUCUGUCUGGGGUAUGUCUGGGGUCUGUCUGGGGUGUGUCUGGGGUAUGUUUAUACCCCACCUGUUGGCUUUUCGGCAAAAAAUUGUAGUCCGCUCGUGAUUGAGGAGCAUUUGCAUACCCCUGACACACCCCCGAACAUACCCCCGAACAUACCCCUCGCCUGCAUUUUUGACCAGCUGCUGCAGUUUAGAUAGUAAUCUCCUCAGCAUGAGAAAUAAAAUUUGUGAUGUUGAUUUACCUUAAGGAAAAUAUGCAUGACUGCAAUACGAGUGCGAUACUUUUGCAGUUCAUAAACAAGUAGUCACCGGCUACGCGAUCUCCGGGUCCUGCGCCAAGGAUAUUUACAUCAUUCCGGUUUUCGACCAAGAGGACAUGAUCAGCCACAACGCCGGUGCUCCUCUCUUGAUGGAAAGUCACAACGUAAAAACCCCACAGCAUGAUGAAGAGCAGCACCUCCACCACGGGGCGACGAUGGGCAGCACGAGUAUCAACUACACUAGAAAUAAAACUACUGAGCCAGAACGAGCGAAGUUUGGGUUUACCUGCGCUCAACAGAGAACGGUUUCCGUCGUGGCUGCGGGAUUUGAUCGCUUUCUGGCGACCGGUGAUUUUGACGGGAAAGUGGUGCUGUGGAAACGGGCGGAAGUCGUCGAAAGAUAAAAUGAUUGCCAAAAAAUCAUGGUAACUACCUCCAGGCGCCACGCAGGGUUUAUUUAAAUCAACAAGGAGUUUUCUUUUUCAUGCUGCUGCUGCUGCUGAGAGAAAAUUACGCCGACAGAUGGAAAAGUGUAUGAAUUUUUAUGAACGUCGAACUACGUUUCUAGUUUUUGCGUCGUACUACUCCUAUCUAAAGAUCAUAAAAGUUGGACAAUAUUUUUAUCUAAAAAUAUACAAGUUGUAUCCGGAGAAAUAAAGAGUUUCGUUUCGAGCAUAAUGUUACAAACACAGUUUUGCGGGCCUAUGUUGACGACAGGAUCCUGUAGAUAGUGAUCGUCAAAAAAUUCAAAAAUCGGGAAAGAAAAAGAAACAUGCGUAUAAAGAUGUUAUCGAACUGGAGUUGCUGUAGCGAGAAAAAAAAAGCAAGGAUGUAGAUGAAGUGCCGCCUUUGUUCGUCCACUUUCUGCAAUACAAAUUUCGCCAGAUUGUAGUGCGGAUUGGGGCUCCGGAACUUGUCAUGCGCAAUCCUACAAGAGUUGGCUAGAUCAUGCAGCUCCUGCGCCACAGAUUUCCAUAUUCUAUUGUUUUUUUUUAUGUGGUUGUCUCUUGUCCACCUGGUGCAUUCGAUCGAUUAUGAUAAAGAUAAAUGAAUGUAGUUGUGUUCUUCAAGAAGGCCGACGUAGUAGUUCCUACUUGGGAGUCCUCUUCUCUUGCUCACCUUUCUUCUUGGGACAGAGUUUUUGUUUCCCCCAUCAUUGAUUUCCUUUUGCUUUUCCACUCUUGCUUUCGGGAUCUAUCUCACUAACCUGCUCGACGCUGUGCUAGUCGCAUCUUCGGUAGGAUUAUUUCCUUCUAUCCAAUUUAUGUUGUCACCACGGAAUCUAUAACACAAUCAGUGUUGUGUGUUGCCACACUGAACUUCUGAAGAUGAAAAAGCAAUCUGUUUGCUUUUUGUGCGAGAAAAUGUUUUUUCAACUUGCAACGAGGAAAAAGCAAGAGAAAGUGAAACUCUCGAACAGAAGAAUCUGAACAAUUUCUGAACUUGUCGACAGGCUUUUGGGAAACAU
Molecule: messenger RNA, 13780 nt
Organism: Amoebophrya sp. A120
Lineage: Eukaryota; Dinophyceae; Syndiniales; Amoebophryaceae
Source: the annotation of a GenBank genome assembly